Molecule: messenger RNA, 1006 nt
Organism: Centropristis striata (black sea bass)
Lineage: Eukaryota; Metazoa; Chordata; Actinopteri; Perciformes; Serranidae
Product: hatching enzyme 1.2-like
Exons: 9
Coding region: 120-890 (256 amino acids)
Biological process (GO): proteolysis
Molecular function (GO): zinc ion binding; metalloendopeptidase activity
Source: RefSeq, a predicted model, not a curated record
UCCGUCCUCAUUCUCCUUUAAAGGAAAGUUUUCCGGCACUUUGGAUGCUUUAUAAAGUGAAGUUUAUCUGCUUGCUCGUUGUGUUUCUCUCCACUCAGAGAUAGCAGUUAUUUGUUGACAUGGAGGUGAAAUGCAUUCUGGGCCUUGUGGUCCUGGUGGCCGUCUCAGUCUGGGCUGAGGAGGAGGCUUUGACUACUUCAGAGCGGAUUGAGAGAGUUAACAGGGACGCUGUGCGCUCUCCUGACGAGCCGUACGUUGAGGACGAUGUUGCGAUGGACUCUGAGUCCGAGAGGAACGCGGAUCCCUGCACCUCCUACAGCUGCAUGUGGCCAAAGUCCGCCGACGGGAAGGUCUACGUGGCCUACGUCAUCUCCAGCGUGUACUCCUCUCGUGAGGUGUCCAUCAUCGAGCGUGGCCUGAAUUCCUUCCACGAUGUCUCUUGUAUCCGCUUCGUCAAACGCAGCAGCCAGAGAGACUAUCUGAACAUCCAGUCCCUGAACGGGUGCUACUCCUACAUCGGCCGUCGCAGCAAUGGUCAGAAUCUGUCCCUGCAGCGUAAUGGCUGCGUCUACCACGACACGGUCCAGCACGAGGUCCUCCACGCUCUCGGCUUCCACCACGAGCAGAAACGCUCCGACCGCGACCAGUACAUCCGCAUCGUGCUGGAGAACGUCACCCCUGGAAAGGAGCACAACUUUGACAAAGUCAACACUCUGAACCAGGGAACCACCUACGACUACGGCUCCGUCAUGCACUACAGCAAAUACGCUUUCUCUAAGAACAACCAGCCGACCCUGGUGGCCAUCCCCGACUCCAGCGUUCAGUUCGGCGUGGCCUCCGAGAUGAGCCAGAAGGACAUCAUCCGGCUCAACAGGCUGUACGGCUGCUGAGCAGGUGACUGUGAUGCAGAAAAUACUUCAGGAAGAGACUCAUCAUCAUCAUCAUCGUCAUCACAACCAUUGGGUUUUCAAAUUCAGUAUUCUUUAAUUAUCAAUAAAUUCACAUG